UUUUUUUUAACAAAACGGCUUUUUCCAGCUCCGGCAGACAAACGAAUGGGUUUGUUAUCGAUGUCGCGAUGUGAUAAAAAUUAGAUUUUUCAAACGGUGAGGUAAAUGAAGGUUGUGAUUUGCGUGGUGGUGGUUGGAUUGGGGGGAGGGGCACGGAGAGACUGCGUGAGGAAGAUGGCGGCGGUUGCCGUGGAGUGUACAGCUGCGGGAUAAAGUGUCGCUCCGGAGAUCGCUUUGUGUUCAGUAAAUUCCUUCCACUCUGCGUCUUCUCCGUCUCUCCCUUUCCCUCUGCGUUGAGCUACUGAAGACACUUUUACCUUGCGGUCUUAUCCUGGGCUUUUGAAUACUGAGGCCAGCCUGCGGCUUGCCUUCCCUGCCCCAGUUUCUCCUUUGGCUUCUGGGCUUGAGAUCCUCCACCUGCCCUAUCGGCCCCGGCCGUGUCUCCGGAUGGACGCGCACGGCAGCAACGUGCCCGCCUUUCUCACCAAAUUGUGGACUUUAAUCGAGGAUCCCGAUACCAACGACCUGAUCUGCUGGAGUGUGAGUGGGAACAGUUUCCAUGUCUUUGACCAAGGACGUUUUGCGAAAGAGGUGCUUCCAAAAUACUUCAAACACAAUAACAUGGCUAGCUUCGUCCGGCAGCUCAACAUGUAUGGCUUUCGUAAAGUUGUGAACAUUGAGCAAGGUGGGCUUGUGAAACCAGACAAGGACGAUACAGAGUUUCAGCAUGUAUACUUCAUCCGUGGUCAGGAACAUUUACUAGAAAAUAUCAAGAGAAAGGUAACCAGUAUCUCGACUGUAAAGCCAGAGGAGAUAAAAGUCAGGUCUGAUGACGUCAGUAAAAUUUUAAAUGAUGUUCACAUCAUGAAAGGGAAGCAAGAAAACCUGGACUCCAAAUUGCUCACCAUGAAACAUGAAAAUGAAGCAUUAUGGCGUGAAGUGGCGAGCUUGCGACAAAAGCACUCACAACAGCAGAAAGUUGUAAAUAAGCUGAUUCAGUUCCUGAUUUCACUUGUACAAUCCAAUAGAGUCAUUGGAAUGAAGAGGAAAAUACCCCUCAUGUUAAAUGACAGUAGUUCAGCGCAUUCCAUGCCAAAAUACAGUCGUCCAUACUCUUUAGAACCGCUGCAAGAAUCAUCAGCACUGACGACUACCACAAAUUUUCCAGGAAAUAACUGCUAUUCAUCUGACAACUCUACGUCCUCUGGCCCUAUAAUUUCAGAUAUCACCGAUCUGGCACAGUGCAGCCCUUCGCUGUCCCCAUCACUUAACGUGGAAAGAACCAGUCCAAUGCUUCAUAUUAAAGAAGAGCCUCCAAGUCCUACAACUAACCCAGAGGUUGAGGAGGUUAGUCCUGUUGUCACUGGCACUGAGGAACCCCUCUCACCAUCAACGUUUAUUGAUUCUAUUCUGGAGGACAAUGACACAAAUGCAACACAACCACCGCCCGAGGACCGGUGCCUCAGCGUGGCCUGUCUUGACAAUUUGAUUCAAGCCCAGCAGAUGUCAGAGGUCAAUUGUGUUAUCUCCAGUCUUUCCUCCUCUACUCACCCCAGAGCACUGAUAGGAAAUGAUUUCUCCAAUCACUUGGAUAGAAUUGAUUCGAGUUUGGAUAACCUACAAAACCUACUAUCAGGACAGACUUUCAAUAUGGAAUCCAGCACGCUUUUAGAUCUGUUUAACCCCUCGCUGUCUGCCAUUGACCUGAAUUUGCCAGAUGUGGAGGGGAACCUAGAAGAAAUGCAAGUUAUGAUGGGCUCUCAGGAUCAGAAAGGUUCGGGGACAGAUACAAGCACUUUGGAUGCAGGAAAGCAAGUUGUCCAGUACAAUGCCCCACCUCUACUAAUGGUAGACACCAACACCAGUGAUAUAGGGGACCUCCCGGUUUUAUUUGAGCUUGGAGAUUCUCCGUACUUUCAGCCUGAAGACAACUUAAACCUGGAUCCCACGGAUGAUGACCCACUGUCCCUCCUAUCAAGCAGCAACCUGUCACACACAAAGGAUCCACCUGUCUCCUAACUCCAGGAGAGCCUUCCCCCUACUUUCCUCCACCCAACCAUGCUCCAAACGCUGGACUGUUUGUUCAGGGGACGGCUUUCUGCUGCAGGAGAGAACACAGGAUGAGAGAGUGAAACUGUAUCUUUAAAUAUUUUAUUUUAACCAGUUUGCAUUUCUAGCCUGAUAAACUCUUAUUGCAAGUAGAGAACAGCCUGGGUUCAAUCACAGGGAAGUGUAUCAUAGGGAUCCUUCUCCUGUUAAGUCCCAACAUCAUUGAUUAAGGACAAGAUCAUUGAUUGCAGACAGCAAUUUUCUUUAAUCUUGAUUCUCCCUUUUAAAGCGACAAAGAGCAGUUAGACUCUAUUGCCCUAAUAACAAGUUCUGUUGGAGGAAGAUUUAGAAACCACUAUCACUUUUCUCUGAGUAAAGAGAUAUCGUUAUAUUAUGUUAAUUUCUGUUUUGUGUUGUCCCUACUCUCCACCCUUCCCUGCCCCUCCCCUGCCUUCCCUCCAAUGUCCUUGUUUUUGUAUAUUUACACUUUAAUCCAGUUGCUGAUAAGUGAAGAUGUAUUUUUGAUUCGUAUUAAAAAAAAAGGUUUUUUAAAAAAA
Molecule: messenger RNA, 2606 nt
Organism: Chiloscyllium plagiosum (whitespotted bambooshark)
Lineage: Eukaryota; Metazoa; Chordata; Chondrichthyes; Orectolobiformes; Hemiscylliidae
Gene: hsf1
Product: heat shock transcription factor 1
Biological process (GO): regulation of DNA-templated transcription
Molecular function (GO): DNA-binding transcription factor activity; sequence-specific DNA binding
Source: RefSeq, a predicted model, not a curated record